AUGUCCUUCCUCACUGGAGCCAUCCGCACCGCCGCCGUCAGCACUUCGGCCCGUGCUGCCCUUCUCGGACGUGCCGCCCCUGUUGCCGUCGCUCAGCAGGUCCGUGGCUACGCCGCACACCACGAGGAAGAGUCGUUCGACGCCUUCAACACGCGCUACGUUGGAUUCUUCGACGCCGUAGAGGACCUGUUCGAGCUGCAGCGUGGAUUGAACAACUGCUUUGCCUACGAUCUGGUACCCUCGCCAGAGGUCAUCGAGUCGGCCCUUCGUGCCAGUCGACGUGUCAACGACUACUCGACCGCCGUGCGCAUCUUUGAAGGCAUCAAGCAGAAGGUCGAGAACGAGAACCAGUACAAGCAAUACGUCGAGGCUCUCAAGAGCGUCCGUGAGGAGCUCGGAAUCCAGCUCAAGGAGGAGCUGUAUUCGGCAUAA
This is a messenger RNA of Pseudozyma hubeiensis SY62, 432 nucleotides long. Its product is annotated as cytochrome-c oxidase chain VI. Lineage: Eukaryota; Fungi; Basidiomycota; Ustilaginomycetes; Ustilaginales; Ustilaginaceae. Gene Ontology annotation, biological process: mitochondrial electron transport, cytochrome c to oxygen. The record is from RefSeq and is a predicted model, not a curated record. Bases 1 to 432 code for a protein of 143 amino acids. Gene Ontology annotation, cellular component: mitochondrial inner membrane. The transcript is spliced from 2 exons.